AUUGCACCUCGACUCCACAGACAACACUCAAAGAUCUGCCGACAUCCACCUAGACCUCAGUCCACACGGGUACAUAUCCCCAGGCAGCGCUCACAAAUCCGGGGACUCUAUGCUCAGCGACGACGCCAGCUACAUGCAGGAGGGUCCUAAGAUUCCAUCUGGACC
Molecule: messenger RNA, 165 nt
Organism: Pelobates cultripes (western spadefoot toad)
Lineage: Eukaryota; Metazoa; Chordata; Amphibia; Anura; Pelobatidae
Source: the annotation of a GenBank genome assembly